GUGGUGAGGUGUGAAGCUGAGUAUCAUCACUGGUGCACUGUGGAAGAGUGUGAGCGCUCCAACAGCUUCUACCUUGUAGCACUGACAGUGUGUGUGUGUGUGUGUGAGGGAGAGAGAGCAUGUUUUUAUAUCAUUUUUAUACAAAACCUGCAGCUUUUAUUUUAAAAAUAUUGAAGGUUUUGUUUUGGGGUUAAGAUUACAUUUAGAUUACAUUUAAUUAUCUGCUUUAACAAUUAUGUGAGUGGGAGGUCCUUAUAAGGCUAGUAACACAAACGUACGUGUGUGUGUAAGAGACAGCGAGUAGGGAGAGGGGGAGCAUGUGUGUAAAUGAGUGUGUGUGUGUGUGUGUGUGUGUGUGAAGCAGCCAGCUAGUUAGCCAAGCCAGCCAGCACAGUCUGCUCUCAGAAAUGGCGUCGUUAGGAGCCAAAUCCCGGAGAAAAAAGUCUAUUUUUAAACCGAACAUUGCAUUGUUACGUUUGAAUCUGCAGCAGCUCUGUGCACGCGCAUUACCUGCCCCGUGCUUUCCAAAUAAAUAAAUAAACAAACAAAUGAAGGUAGGAAUGUUACUAGGUGAACAUGCUUAUAUGGAAAACGGGGGUUUCGGGGUUCUCGGAGUGUGAAGACGUGCAGUGUGUGCACUGAAGUGCGCGUGCACGUGCCCGGUUUACAGGGUUCUAUUGUUGUCUGGUCUCCGAAUGAUGAGCGGCUGCAGUAAAUCAGCCACGGGCUUAAAGACGGAAAGAGCUCUGAAUUGCAGAACAUAGUAAUGCAUAAUGAGCAUGGUGAUCAGAAACAGGCUGCCGGGGCUCUCUCUCCCUCUCUCUCUCUCUCUCUCUCUCUCUGUGUGCGCACGUGUGUGCUCUCUCUCUCUCUCUCUCUCUCUCUCUCUCUCUGUCCAGAAGGACAAUAGGCGCUGAAAUAUAUAGAGGCGAAUAAGGGGAGGAAGAAACCGGAUUUUUGUGGUGGUGCUGGUUGGUGUGACCCCCCCUUCCUCCGCCUCCUCCUCCUCCUCCUCCUCCGUAUCCUCCAUCUCCCCCUCCUCUUCAUCCCUCCCUCCCUCGCUCUUACCCCCCCUCCCCAUUCUUGAGGACUUGCAUGCAUGUGAAACGGGAGAGAUAAACAGAGCCGUGCAGCAGGAGCGCGCGCAGGAGGCAAAAAAGAUAGAGGGACACGGGGGAGAGGAGAGAGGAGCGAGAGAGAGUGAGAGAGAGAGAGAGAUAGUGCAUUAGAAUUUAGGAAAUAACCUCCCUCCCCUCUACCCUUCCCCUCCUCUCCCACCCACCUCUUGUCUAUCUCUCCAUCUUCAUCCCUCGCUUUUUUCUGUUUUCCCCCCUUCUUUCCUUCCUUCCAGUCUUUUCUUUUCUGUUCUUUUUUUAAUGGACAGAAAUUAUCCUGGCGCAGGAUUCGGUGAGCUGGGCGCCGGGACGGGAUGGAGUUACGAGAGGUCGGCCAAGGCGAGUCUGAUGUAUGGGAGCUCCAGAUCCUCCCAUCCGGAUUCCGAAUUACUCCAUCGUCAAGCUUAUGCCACACCACACCCCCUGCAAGGCUAUGCUACUAAUCACCACCCAGGCAGCUCUGGACAGGCCGGGGCAUGGGGGGCGGCAGGGCGGAGCUUAGGUCUUUCGGGUUUGUUUGAUGCUGGGUUACACCAUGCUAGCCCCUCAGGGCCUGACGCAUCAGUCAUGAACCUGAUCUCUGCUUUGGAAUCCCGAGGUCCACAGCCUCCCCCAUCUGCCUCCUCUCUCCUUUCUCAAUUCCGUACCCCAUCAUGGCAGACUGCAAUGCAUACCCCUGCCCCAGCUGAGCUUUUCAUCUCCAGUGCUUUGCCUGGAUCUGGUUCAUUCCCAUCUUCCUCGGCCCUGUCAGCAUACCAGCACCCUGCCUCCUUCUCUGGCCGUUCAUUUUCUGGUGUGACACCUUCACUGUCUCUCCAGGAUACGCCUACAUUCAGCCCUACCUCAAAUGGCCUGCUAUCACCCCAUGAUCCUUUGCUACACAUCAAAACACCGUCCCAAUCCAGCCUGGGCUUUGACCGUCUUCUCUCCUCACAAAGUGCAGCAGCAUACAGAGGAGCACAGGAGCCUUCAAGUGGUUCUCAGCCUCAAGCAUCUACAUCAUCCUCUGCCCGCCACUUACCUCCCCCUCAAUUUAACUUGCUCUCCUCCCAACUUCAAGAGCAGUCCUCCCAUCUGUACAAUGCUUCUGUAUUCUCUUCAACACCUGCACCCUCACAACCACCUAUCCCACAGGAAAGAGCAAUUCCACGGCAAGACAGUGUGAUUAAGCACUUCCAGAGACCUUCCCCUGCACCGUCCCAGAUACCCUCGUCCACAUCACAUCCCCUGCAACAUUAUCUUAGCUGUGGAGCAUCAGGCUAUCAGCAAAUCUCGCACCAUCGGCAUGGUGGAAUGAACUGUAGCCCCCUUGGUGACCAAAGCCCAUCGUCUGACCCCAAGCCCUCACCUCGAUCAGACCAAGUGUACCGCCCCAUUGUACAGCCUGCAUAUAGCACUUCCUCAACAUCCUCAUCAGCUGUGUCUGGUGGUGGUAUUGGGAAAUCAGGAAAGAGCUCUAGUUCAAGCAGUGGCUACUCGUCCUCUAGCUCUUCCUCAUCUAGAACUCCUCACACACCUCCUUCAGCUUCCUCUACUACUUCAUCCUCCUCCACUUCUUCUAACCCGACUGCUUCAUCUAGCGCCUCCUCUGCUCCUUCGAGGCAACAACCUCCUCCCCAAUCUGCACCACAACCCCCUCCGCCACCUCCUCCACCACUCCCUGUUUCCUCCUCUUCAACGCAACAGCCUCCUCCUAAACCCUGCCUUUCCACGUACGGCUCUCCUGUGGCUCCUGUUAAACCCACCUCUUGCCUCUCUGGCCAAACCCCACCACAACAACACUCACAAUCAUAUUCACCAAGUCAACCUCCACCAUCCCACCUCUCCCAGCCUUAUGGGGGGUUCAGUUCUCCACAGGCACAGGAAAUUAGCUCUGGUCCUGGUGGAUCAGGAAAAGGGUUUGGGGGUCUUGGAGCGACAGGACGUUCAUUUUCAGGGGAUGGGGUAUAUGGAUCUGAAUCAGGAUAUGGUUCUUUACCACCCUCACUUGGAGGAGCAGGAAGUCCUUCAAUGGGCUACGAUGGUACGGGACAUUCACCUGCCCUAAUUGGAUCUGGAGGUGGUACAGGUUCGACAAGUAGUGGAACUGGCUCAACAGGUGGUAAUUCGACAGCUAAUAGCAGUAACAGUGUUGCAGGUGGAGGGGCUGGAGGAUCAUACCACCUUCCUGAUUCCAGUCGUUCACCUUCAAUUAACUCCGCAAUCAUUAGACCUGGACUGCACUCCCCUGCACCCACUCAUCCUGCACAGUCUCCAGGAGGAACUGGGAGUAAUAAGUACCUAUCCUCAGUUCUUUCUCCUAAUUUUUUAGCUUCUCCACAGGGUUACUCAGACACACGGGCAGCACCACAACAGGCACAGCCUUAUCAUUCUGCACCACACAAGAGCAAGUCAGAGACUGAUAUGCUUGGCAUUGAACGAUCCCAAGAGGAGGAUGAAGAUGAUGAUGAUUUUUUAAUACAGCACCUUUUGCACUCCCAAAGCCCAGCCCCUCAUUCAUCUCAGCACCACUCUCAGCAACAGCCAUCACAGGUAAAUUCCCAGCAGCCAUCAGCACAGCCACAAUCUAUGUCACAGAGUAGGGAAGAAACAAAGGGAAUGUCUGCCUAUGAACUGAACAAGGCAUCUGAGGAACGCUACCAACUACAAAGUGUCAUUCGCACCAAUAAUGCCAAUAAUAAUAGUGGACCAGGAACAGUAAACACUGCUGGACAAGGAACUGGUCCAGGAACUAGCCAAGAAAGUCAACUGGAAAUAUCUCUAAAGAAGCAGCAAACAAAAAUAGAUAGGACAGUAUCAGGUGCUGGGGCAAGUGGAGGACGAGGGGGAAUCGAUUCAAUCCCUCACUCUCACCAGCAUGCUCCGCACACUCACCAACAUGACUCCCUUGGCUCAGUGGUCCAUUAUGGAAGAGGGGACUCCUAUGGCCACCAGACACACCAACAUCACUCUUCACAUUCUUCACACACACAGCACUCACAGCAUCCACAGCACUCUCAUCCCCAUUCCUUGUCUCACGCUCAUGUAGAGGUCAAGAAAGCUACUGAUUCAUCAGAGCUCCCUUACAUACGAAAACCUCCAGAUUUGCAGCAGCAAAGGUCCCAAACUUCUCUUUCCCACAUGGAUUCACCACCUGACCAGACUCAGCAAUCUCAGCAAACUCAUCUUCUACAGUCUGUCCUUUCUCAUUCCACACAUAGCAAGAUGGACACUCAACAGGUCCCCCAACCAACACCACACCCUAUGAGUCAGCAGGCCUUAAUGGGACCAAGUGGGGGCCUUGGAACUGGAAGUGGUGGGAGUGUGGAAACCCAGUCACAGGCCUCUCAGCUUCAACUCCAACUCCAAUCCCAGUCUAUGGAGUCCCACUAUGGAUGUGAGGCACAGAGAAACCAAAGCCAGUCAAGUCAGAAUUCAGUCUCACAACUCGAAAUGCUUGAACGAUCACUCUCUAGAACAAACAGUCGUGAUGGCGCAGGACCCACUGAGAGAAUUGUUGGUGGAGAUGGAGGUGCUAAUGACCAUCAAAGACCACAGCAACAGCUUCAACAGCAGCAUAGAAUGCCUCCACAUCACCAGACCCACCAUCCCCAACAAACACCUUCUGAACUCCAUGAUUUCCUGAAUGAGUCAAAUUUGAACAUGUCAGCCCCUUCACAUCUGCAUCAUAUGGCUUCUCACCAUGGACACCCUCAUUCCCACCACCAACCACAGCCCCACCGACAUCACCAGCACUCCCACCAGCACUCUCGCCACAUGCCAACCAACACUGGACCAAUUCAACCCCAGGCCCAGCCCAGGGAACCAGAACCUCAAAUUUCCCAGCCACAGCUAGAUCAACUUAAAGAUAACCAGUUUGACACUGAAAGUUCUGUGGUGAAAACUACACAGAAUCAGGGACAGAAUCAACAGCAGCAGCAGCAGAGGUUUAUGCCACUGACCUCCAUUUGUUUUCCUGACUCACUUCUCCAAGAUGAGGAUCGAUCAUUUUUUCCAGCAAUGGAGGACAUGUUUUGUUCUGAGGACUACAAACCAAGCUGUGCUGGUGUAGGAGGUACAGGACAGGGAGAUCAGGAUAUUGUGUCUGAAGCACGGGUAAAUGUUCAAGAUGGAAUAGAGUCAGUUAAGGCAGGUGGAGGGGCAGGUGGAUAUGAUAUGAUGGGCCACCAUGGUGACCAGGGUUAUGGGCAGUACUGUCACAGUCUUUCUGAAUCUGACAGUGGAACCAUGCAUCUAGAUUUGGACUCAUUGAAAACUCAUGAACUCCCAUCUACUGUGAAUACAGAGCAACUGGGCCUGAUUCAGUCUCAGGCACCAGGCAUGGGAAUGGGUGUAACAGGGUCUAAUGUAGAUGGAACAGGAACCAAAAUUAUGGGAAAUUCUGGCGUAGGCAGUGUAUCUGGUACAGGUGGGCUGAUCUCGCCCAUCUUCUGUUCCUCUAGACCUAAAAAACUGCUGAAGACCAGCUCCUUCCACCUUCUUAAACAGCGGAGGGACCCCAAUGCCCAGCCACAGUCAAAGAAAACCUAUGCCCAAGAAUAUGAAUUUGAAGAUGAUGAAGAUAAAGCUGAUGUUCCUGCUGACAUCCGACUGAACAGUAGGCGGCUCCCGGAUUUGCUUCCUGAUCUGGUGUCUAGCUGCAGAAAGUCCAGUGGUGGUUCAGGGGUUGGUGGGCUAAGUCCCCUAAUGGGUGACUUGGACUUCUGCAACCCCUCAGGGUACUCAUCACUUGGACCUCCUCCACAGCUCCUUCCCCAUGAUGGGCCAAAGAAGAGAGGUCGAAAGCCCACCAAGCCAAAAAGAGAAGGCCCUCCUAGGCCUAGGGGAAGACCUCGCAUUCGUCCACUUCCAGAACCUCCUUAUUGCAGGGGGCUGAUGGGGCAUGGUGCUGGGGAGAGCCGAAGGGGUCGUGGACGUGGAAGGGGGCGUGGCAGGAAAGAUGAUCUGAUGUUGGAGAUGCAUAGAGACAUUAACAAAGGACAAAAUUACCAACAGCCUCACCAACAAGCACCCCAUCUCCAUCACCAACAACAACUACAGCAGCAACAUAUACAACAGCAGCACUUACCGCAACAUCAUCUGCACCAUCAUUCACAGCCACAGCAGCACCUUCACCCACAGCAGCAACACAUGCACCAACAGCAGCACCUACAUACACAACACCAUCAGCACUUACAUCAACAGCAAACACAAAUCCAACAACAACAUCAGCCUCAACAGCAGUACCAGGAGCCCAUCAAACCUAUUAAGAUAAAGCUUCCUCUUCCCUCCAUGCCUUCAUCUGAAUCCCUCCUGAGGACAGACUCCUUAUCGAGCACAGACCCAGUUCUGUCUGAUGGCUCAGUGGGAUCUGCACCAUCUCUUGGUCUGAGUCCUGGACCCACGUCUGCACUGGACAUGAACAGAACCGAUCUGAACUGUGGUCAGGAUAAGAUGAAACAGAAGGACGAAGAGAUGUCAUGGGAGAGAGACAUGGAUGAACAGUUGACACCAGAGGCAUGGGCCACAAUGCAAAAACUGUCCAGCUCAACUGAGGACAAGCCAUCAGAGCUGAAAUCUGGCUUCAUCACCUCCUUUCUGGACUUUCUAAAAACUGAGAAGAAGCCUCCGUCCGGACCGCUCCACUUGGACGGAUCCAGCCCAGUAGAUGAGCCCUCUGUGAAGGGAGGGAUUCGUCCUUUAUCACCACCUCCACCUCCGCCCCCACCUCCAACUCCUCCACCUUUCGGAGAGACAGAGGGAGAAGGAGGUCUCGCGUUGAGCAAUUGCCCUUCACCGUGCAAACGCCUAGACGAGGAACUCAAGAGAAACCUGGAGACACUGCCAUCCUUCUCCUCCGACGAAGAAGAUUCUGUGAGCAAGAACCAGGACCUCCAGAAGAGCAUCUCCUCAGCCAUCUCCGCCCUUUAUGACACACCCCACAGCCUGGCUGCCCUUCCGCCCCCUCCCACACCAUCUCCACCUGCUUCACAGGCUCCACCCCUAAAUACACCUCCACCACCUGCUGAUUCAGAGACUUUCCCAGAGCUCGAGACUCGCAUGAUGGCCCAUGAGCUUCAUACACACACUGAGAUGAACAUGCAGGAGAGAGCACGUACUCCAGAGGAGGAAGAUGAACCCAUAGAGGACGAGGGACCGGAGGAGCUAGAGGAGGAGAGACUGCAGAAAGUAGACGAUGAUGAAGAUGGAGGCGAAGAAGAGAAUAUAGUUCAGAGUGGAGGAGAGGACAUGGAGAAAGAGGAUGAUGCUGAAGAGACAGAGGAGUUCUGUGUCACUGAUGCUUCUAACGUUGAUGAUUCUUCAUCCGUUCCUCCUCUUGCUCCUGCACCACCGUCUCCUCCAUCUCUUUCUCCCUCUCCUCCCACCUCUUCCUCUCCAUCACCUCUUCCUCCUCCUCUUCUCUCUAUUCCCUCUCCUCUUCCUGCACCAGAGGAGGACAGCCCACAGCCACAACCACAACAACCACCACCACCUCAGCCUCAGCCUUAUCAAGCUCCACUGCUCCAUCAGUCUCUCCCUCCGAGCCCUUCUCCUCCAGCUCUCCCCUCCCCAUCUCCUCCUCCUCCAACACUCCCUCCAUCUGCCACUCCUCCACCAUCCUCCUCCCCUCCCCUGCCCAUGGAGUUACCCCACCCGUCACCUCCCUCGCCCCCAACCCCCGAGGAUGCCCCCGUUCCUCAGAUCACCUCCCUCCACCUGGCUAAGAAGCAGGACAACGCGGCCAUCGCUGGAGAGAGCGAGGAGGAGGACAGCGAGAGUGGCGGUGAGGGCAUUUUCAGAGAGAGGGAUGAGUUUGUGGUUCGCACGGAGGACAUCGGUACACUCAAGCUGGCUCUGCAGACAGGACGCGAGCCUCCUCCGAUUUGGAGAGUGCAGAAAGCUCUGCUGCAGAAAUUUGCACCUGAGAUUAAGGAUGGUCAGCGGCAGUUCUGUGCCACCAGCAACUAUCUGGGCUACUUCGGAGACGCCAAGAUGAGAUACCAGCGCCUGUACGUCAAGUUCCUGGAGAACGUGAACAAAAAGGAUUAUGUGAGAGUGUGUUCUCGGAAACCUUGGCACAGAACCGGCGUUGCUCUCAGGCGCCAAUCACUCGCUAAACCGCCGCCCACCAUCCGCAGUCAAACUCCGCCACGUGUGGAACGAGAGGAGAGAGAAAAGGCGAGAGAAAGAGAGAGACAACGAGAGAGAGAGCAGCAUGAACAAAGAGAGAGGGAGAGGGUGAAAGAGAGAGAGAGAAAAGAGAGGGAGAAAGAGCGAGAGAAAGAGGCAGAACAGAGGGAAAAAGAAAAGCAAGAAAAAGAGAAAGAAUGGGAAGUGGAAAGAGAGAGGGAGGAGAGGGAGAGGGAGAAACAGCGGGAGAAGGAAAGAGAAAAACAAAAAGAGAAGGAACGAGAGAAAGAAAGAGUGAGGGAAAGAGAGAAACAACAAGAAAAGGAGAAGGAAAAAGAGCGAGAGCGAGAGAAACAAAGAGAAAGGGAGCGUGAAAAAGAAAGACAGAAGGAGAAAGAGAAGGAGAGAGAGAAACAACAAGAAAAGGAGAGAGAAGAAAAAGAGAGGGAGAGAGAACGGGAGAGAGAAAAGGAAAAAAAGCUCCAAGAAAGGCAAAAUCAGGAGAAGUUGGAGAGGAGAGGUGCAGUGGAGCGAGGGAGAGUGAGGGAGGACAAGAGAGGAGGAGCAGGAGGAGAGAAGAGAGCAGAGAAGGCCAGGAGCAGGACGGUGAAAGUGAAAGCGGAGCCUCCGCCUAAAAAGAGGAAGAAGUGGCUGAAGGAAGUUCCCUCUUCUGAGUCUGACUCCUCCCCCUCUGCCAGUGAGGAUGAAGGCUCAGUGCGCAGUGUGAUGAACAGUCGAGCUAUGAGGGAGAUGUUCCGCAGCUACGUGGAGAUGUUGGUCAGCACAGCACUUGACCCUGACAUGAUCCAGGCGCUGGAGGACACCAACGAUGAGCUUUAUCUCCCGCCCAUGAGGAAGAUCGACAGCAUCCUGAACGAGCAGAAACGCAGACUGCUGAGGAGAGUCACCAUGAACGCUCAGCACCAGGAAGCUUUGCACAUGUAUCCUCAGAUGAGUGCUGAUGCUCUGGAGUCAGGCAUGGUGAAAGUGCGACUUGGUGGAGAAGGAUACAACCGCAAAACUCUCAACCGGGUUAAAAAGAGUCUGCCCAAGCAACAGGAUCUGAAGCUGUCCACAGAGAUGUGUCGGAUCUACAGCCUCUACCACUCGCUCCAUCACUAUAAAUAUCACACCUUUCUGCACUGCAAGAAGGAGACGGACAGCAUCGAGCAGGCGGCGGAUGACCCCGGGCAGGAGGAGGUCGUUCAGCAGUGUAUGGCUAACCAGAGCUGGCUGGAGACCCUCUUCAAUUCCUUCAUUGAACUGCUGACCCUUAGCAACAAGCUGUAAAGGUCAAAGGUCAUAGCAGGCUCAUAGCCAGAGAGGACAGGAGGACAGGGCAAAAGAAAAAAGGAGGAGAGGAGAGCGAACCGUUACAGACCUCCGAGCAGCAGGACGACUGAAUGUACCGGGUUCCUGACACAGUGGUGUUGAAGGACCGAGCCGAGUUCUGGGCUGCUGCAUCGUCACUUGAAAAUGUUUUUUAUUUUGUGAGACUUUUGGUUUCUGGUAUUGUGUGGAAAACAGGAGGCAGGAAGAAAAGAGAGAAUUUGUGAAGAUGUGAAGAAGGGUGGAGUCACGGCACCCAGGGGACCAGGGUCAGAGCCUCCAACGCUACGUUCCAUGCACACUCUUCUCAAAUAUAUAGAUAUGUAUUAUUAUUAUUAUUAUUAUUAUUAUUAUUAUUAUUAUUAUUAUUAUUGACAUAUAUGGUUUGUAUUAUUUAUACAAGGACAUUUGUAACAAGUGCACCCCUUACAGAGCUUAGAGCUGGGGCCGUUUGCUGUCAUUAUUUUGAAGAAUAAUGUUCAUGUUUUAUUCGGAUGUACAUGAGAUGACUUUCCCCACCUCUGAAAGAAAGGACUGAAGUAAAAAAGAAAAAAAAGAAAAAAAGAAGAGGGUGUUGAACUUAAAGGGGAGGUCUAAAGCUGUGUGUGAUGUCAUCUUUUUUCUCAGAAAAAAAAGAACAAAGGCAAAAAUGUAUUUAAAUUAAAAAACGUGUUUCUUUCUGUUUGUUCUUCAAAAGAAAAAAAGGGAUAAAGAGCGUAUCUGUUGGUUUUCUCAGAGAAAGCGUGAUGGUGCGGAGGGAUGGAACAGUCCGAAAUGUGAAAAUGUCUGUGUUUUUUUUUAUCUGUUGGUCGUUUGCUAUGAUGAUUAUUCUUAUUAUUUUGGACAUUUUUCCUUUGAUUUCUCUGUAAAUAUUGUACAGCCGCUUCAUGAUGACCAGCGCUCCUGUAUUUGAUGACCGCAAAUAAAAUCAGAAAAAAAGUUUGAGCGAUGAAACUGCUGAGAGAUUCAGAAGAGACCGUU
Messenger RNA from Hemibagrus wyckioides, 10535 nucleotides. It is a transcript of the gene prr12b, whose product is annotated as proline rich 12b. NCBI's taxonomy places the organism in Eukaryota, Metazoa, Chordata, Actinopteri, Siluriformes, Bagridae. The record is from RefSeq and is a predicted model, not a curated record. The coding region runs from base 1377 to 9515 and encodes 2712 amino acids. The transcript has 16 exons.